Molecule: messenger RNA, 2369 nt
Organism: Esox lucius (northern pike)
Lineage: Eukaryota; Metazoa; Chordata; Actinopteri; Esociformes; Esocidae
Gene: spred1
Product: sprouty related EVH1 domain containing 1
Exons: 6
Coding region: 632-1960 (442 amino acids)
Biological process (GO): negative regulation of MAPK cascade; multicellular organism development
Cellular component (GO): membrane
Molecular function (GO): protein kinase binding
Source: RefSeq, a predicted model, not a curated record
CGCCCAGUUUUCCGAUGUUCAUUACCCGAGUUGAAAAAUGGAGUUCGAUUGAAGCAGAUGUCCACCAACUUAUUCGGGAAAAUAUAAGUGACAGUUUUUUUUAUUUCUGUUUCAAAAUCAUAACUGAAAUUUGUUAGUGUAUUUUUUCCAGCUGUGGAGACUGUAAUUCAACCUACAUCGACACAUUCACGGAGCAACGCUGCAGCGCUUUUCAAGUGUUGUCCUGGACCUGAAGUUGGCGAGGGAAUGCUCGAUAGCUAACCACAAAUAACGUGCCAAAUGUCUGGUUUAUUCAGUACACUUUGUAGCAUCUGAACGCAUUGGAAUUCUCGUUGCCGAUGAUAAUGAUGCAUCUCUGCAUUUUGUUGUGGUUGGAUUUUACUUCCAGGGAAGAUGAAAUGAAUCAUCGGUUGUCAUUCCUUCUCGCAAUUUAGUUACAGCUAGCUACUGUAGGCUACUUGGUUUUCCGAAGAGGGCUCAGUUAUGCAUGUAACGUUGUAAGACCAUUCACAUUUUUUUCCAAUAUCUGGGGGGUUUUAUGCGAAUGAAAAUGGUGAUAUUUGCGGUUUAUUUCCCCGCCGUCACUGCGUCCUUGAUGCUAUUGUCAGGAUUUGGAUCCCCGUGAGAAAAAAUGAGCGAAGAUUCGACAAAUCCAAACGACGAUGAUAGUUAUGCGCGUGUGAGAGCAGUGGUCAUGACUCGGGAUGACUCCAGUGGUGGGUGGCUGCCUCUGGGGGGCGGGGGCCUCAGCUGUGUCACCGUCUACAAAGUCAGCCGGACAGCGGACAGUGAAAGCAGCGUCACAGACCCAAACGGCACCAGAACCAACAGUACGGCGGACUUCCUGAUCAAGGGGGAGCGUCUCAAAGACAAAUCGGUUGUUCUGGAAUGUAUUCUAAAGAAGGACCUGGUCUACAACAAGGUCAAUCCCAUAUUCCACCAUUGGAGGAUCAAUGAGAAAAAGUUUGGCCUGACCUUCCAGAGUCCUGCUGACGCCAGGGCGUUUGACAGAGGGAUCCGCCGAGCCAUCGAGGACAUGAACCAAGGCUUUCCUGCAUUUGGCGACUCGGACUCUCUUGAAGAUGGUUUACAGCCCCUGUGUGAGGAGCCGCCCUCCAUUUGUAGUCCGGUGAAGGAGCCGUUUUCCCCGCUGAGUGUCCACAGUGUGGUGUCCACUGAGCCCUGCCGGGGCUGCUACGUCCGUACUCAGCCCUUUGACGAGUUCCCGUCCAGCAACCGCCGCUACCUGCCUCCACAGGUGGCCUUCAAGUCCACGCGUCACGUGAGCUUUCACAUGGACGAGGAGGAGAUUGUCCGGAUCAACCCUCGCAAGGACGUUUUGAUCCGCGGCUACGAGGACUACCGCCACCCCAUCAUGUGGAAGCAGGAGGCGGAACGGGACGACCAAGACUUCCCAACCACCUUCCACAAACUGGACAACAAGAAGUGCGAGUACCUCUUCCCGGAGGGUCCAGGAAUGGAGUCCCACUCGGGGCCAGGCGGUAUGGGCUUGGGUACAGGACUGGGGCUAGGCCUGGGUAAAGACUCUUCCAUCAAAACCCAGCCCUCACCGCUGCUCAAGUCCAAAAAAGGCCGGCGGCGGCGGGAAGACGGCGAGCGCUCGCGCUGCAUCUACUGCCGUGAGAUGUUCAACCAUGAGGACAACCGGCGGGGCCAGUGCCAGGACGCCCCGGACCCCAUCAAGCAGUGCAUCCAUAAAGUCAGCUGCAUGCUGUGUGCCGAGAGCAUGCUCUACCACUGCAUGUCCGACUCGGAGGGAGACUUCUCGGACCCCUGUUCGUGCGACACGGCCGACGAGCAGUUCUGCCUGCGCUGGCUGGCCCUGGUGGCUCUGUCCUUUAUGGCGCCCUGUAUGUGUUGCUAUCUGCCGCUGAGAUUCUGCCACUACUGCGGAGAGGCCUGCCGCUGCUGCGGGGGCAAGCACAAGGCCGCCGGGUGAGGGCUCGUCUGGGACCAUCCACCCACAACACAGCUAGCUAACACAGGAAAGCGGAAAAAUGCCGGUUCUUAAAAUGACGGCGUCCUUGUUUUUCAUUCACCUCAGAGGGGGUGACAUGUUGUUGACCCCAGGCGCUUGGAGGUCUUUUGGAGACGUUUGAGUUUGUGUCCUCCGAUGCAGAGAGCGGCGAAAGACGAAACCUGGCGUUUGACGGGCUCUGGGCCAGAAGUUGAGUACGGGAAGCCUAAUGCGAGGAGGUGUUGAGAUUAACAGACAUGGCGAUAUUACUAAAUACACACACACUGACUCCCACUCGUACAAUACACCCAACUACCAGGCUAUCAUGUCAGACUCUACCCUACAAGUAAUGUGUAACUUUAUGAAGGAAUAACAAACAACAAGAAAAAAA